Formica exsecta is the source of this 393-nucleotide messenger RNA. RefSeq lists its product as uncharacterized. Lineage: Eukaryota; Metazoa; Arthropoda; Insecta; Hymenoptera; Formicidae. The record is from RefSeq and is a predicted model, not a curated record. The annotation marks the transcript as partial. The transcript has 3 exons.
AUAAUACAAGAUCAACUAAAAGUAGGAAUAUUUCCGGAUUUCACUGUAUACGACAUAAAUGUGCUUAGAUGUUUUUAUGAUAAAAUCAAAUCAAGAUCACAAGAAGUAAAAUUUGCGGUUGGAAUGAUUGUGGCACAUGGUGAUCAAUCUACAGAUAAUUCUACCGGCGUGAUAAUCGGAUGGCACCAUAUAAAUAAAAAUUUAAACAAAGAUAUAUCCCUCCAACAACAUUUCUCCAAAAACUGCUCGCACUUUGUUUCGCCGUCGAAGAUCUACAUUAAUUAUAGUGCUACAGAGCAACAGAUAUAUUACGCAAUUCUUAGUGACGGUAAUGAAAUAUGUUACGUGGAAGAAGAUAUAGAUGGAGUAUCCUAUGGCAUUCUUUCCGACUAG